AUUUUUCAGAUUUAAAAAUAGCCCAGAGAUAAAAAAAACAAUUACAACAGCUCCUUUUAUUUGCUGACCACCGAUUAUUGCUCACAUCUUCACCAUAGGUCUAGCCGAGACUGCCGUUUUGGACAUAAUGGCUGCGAAUUUACAACAGCAGCGAGUAAUUAAUGAACAGCUUAGACGGGAAGUGGGGUUACCUCGUAUCCAGGUAUCCGAGGCCUGCUCUCUGAUGAUGAAGUAUAUGAUGGAGAACGAAACGGAGGAUUGUCUUUUGAGUGGUUUUACCAGCCCAAAGGUUAAUCCGUUCAGGGAGAAGAGCUCGUGCAGUAUACUAUAGAUCAGGAAGAUUCAGUGGUAAUGGAAACCCGUUCCUAUGCAGUAUUAGUAUCUAUUAUGUACCACUAUAUAAAUCGUAUUCUAUUUAUGUAUGUAUGUAUAUUGAUGUGACCUCAAUUAUGUCUAUAAACUGAGCCUGAAUUAUAUUACUGACAAACACUUAUAAGUUUGUCAACAAUUUGGAAACCGUCUAGCUAUGCUUAGCUAUAUAUGUAUUGAAACAAUU
Messenger RNA from Drosophila willistoni, 556 nucleotides. RefSeq names its product guanine nucleotide-binding protein subunit gamma-1. NCBI's taxonomy places the organism in Eukaryota, Metazoa, Arthropoda, Insecta, Diptera, Drosophilidae. Gene Ontology annotation, cellular component: heterotrimeric G-protein complex. Gene Ontology annotation, biological process: G protein-coupled receptor signaling pathway. The transcript has a single exon. Gene Ontology annotation, molecular function: G-protein beta-subunit binding. The coding region runs from base 128 to 331 and encodes 67 amino acids. The record is from RefSeq and is a predicted model, not a curated record.